Messenger RNA from Anarrhichthys ocellatus (wolf-eel), 2299 nucleotides. Its product is annotated as urea transporter 2-like. The record is from RefSeq and is a predicted model, not a curated record. The coding region runs from base 25 to 1557 and encodes 510 amino acids. Gene Ontology annotation, molecular function: urea transmembrane transporter activity. Gene Ontology annotation, cellular component: membrane. Lineage: Eukaryota; Metazoa; Chordata; Actinopteri; Perciformes; Anarhichadidae. The transcript is spliced from 10 exons. Gene Ontology annotation, biological process: urea transmembrane transport.
UGGUCUGCGUCUAUUGUAGGACACAUGCCUGGAAGCCAUUGCACAACGGAUAUUCAGAAGAAUAUCAACAGUUCCAAUUCGGCUGCCUGCUCCUCUCCUGCUCCCAUAUUCACUGAGCUCCAGCCCCUGAUGGCGAACCCUGACCUGCCGUCUGAGCAUGACGACUCCCAGUUGGACAGAAAGGAGCCCGAGACUGAGCAGCCAGGGCCAAGAAAUCUGCAAACGGCCAGGGCCCGCUUCCUCAAAGGAAUCUCCUACUUCUCUGGAGACAUGAAGGUGUUUGGAAAAUGGAUGGAAAAGCAGUUUUUCUUGCUGCAGUUGCUGGACUGGGUUUUGCGUGGAGCUGCUCAGGUGAUGUUCGUCAACAACCCUCUAAGCGGCCUCAUCAUUUUUGCUGGCCUCAUCCUGCAAAACUACUGGUGGGCUCUCAACGGCUUUGUGGGCACACUCUUUGCCACCAUUUCAGCCCUUAUUCUGCAACAGAACAGGGGUGCAAUAGCUGCAGGGCUGUACGGUUACAAUGGCAUCCUGGUGGGUCUGCUGAUGGCGGUGUUCUCCAACGAAGGAGACUGGUACUGGUGGCUCCUGCUACCAAACAUCUUCAUGUCCAUGAUGUGCCCGAUCGUGUCCAGUGCCCUGGCAUCUAUUAACAGUCGAUGGGAUCUGCCAGUGUUCACCCUGCCCUUCAACAUCCUGGUGUGUCUCCACAUGGUUGCCACUGGACACUACAACCACCACUUCCCCCAAGUCCUCAUUCAGCCUCGCUCAGAGCUGCCCAACAUUACCUGGGCUGAAAUCGACGUAGCCCAGCUGUUCAUGUCGGUGCCUGUUGGAAUAGGCCAGGUCUACGGCUGUGACAACCCGAUAACCGGAGGAAUCUUCAUUAUCUCACUGUUCAUCUCCUCCCCUAUCACCUGCGUUCAUGCUGUCCUGGGAUCUGCCGUGGGCAUGGUUUCAGGCUUGGCGCUGGCAGCACCUUUUGGAGACAUUUACUUUGGCCUCUGGGGAUACAACUGUGUGUUAGCCUGCAUUGCCAUCGGAGGCAUGUUUUACGCUCUCACCUGGCAGGUGCAUCUGCUUGCCAUCACGUGUGCUUUUUUCUGUGCAUACCUCGGCUCAGCCAUUGCCAAUAUCUUGUCCACGUUUGGUCUGCCAGCCUGCACUUGGCCUUUCUGUCUCUCUGCCCUCACUUUCCUCCUCUUAACCACGGGAAUCAAGAACAUCUUCAAGCUGCCGCUGGCCAAAGUCACGUACCCCGAGAAAAACCUGGGCUUCUUCUGGAAGCUGAAGAAGCAGGAGAAAGUGAAAAAGGCUGAGAAAGAGAGGAUAGAACGCGAGGAGAAGAACACCAUCAAAGAAGAGAUGAUACUGAACGAGAAAUUGCAACUGAGGCUAGAGCUUGAAAGAUUGGAAGAAAAUAGAGCAGCAAGUGAGGCAUCAGACGAGAAAAAUGACGAGACAUGUGUCGAAGGCUCUGCACCUGGGGUCGAACAGCAGGGUGCUGAAGAUAUCAGACACGAUGAUCUAACUGUGGUCACUGUUGCGGAUCAUGUUUAAUACUGCAUGUCUGCAGCGGGAGAGAUAGACAGAGGAUAGAGACGAACACUCCAUCUUGCAAAAAUUGUAUUGGCAUCCUCCCAAAACACCGCAGCACCAACCAUAUAUAUUCACGCUUUAAUUAGCAAACAACUCGUUGCACUGAUGUCAAGAAAGCUUUCGAUUCUAUUUAGCGUCAAGGACUCUUUUACAGACAUCUACAUCGUGGUAGAGGAGGCUAAAUGUAGGAUGUGGUUAAAUCAAUGUAUUUGAAAAAUAAGUGUGCUGUUAAAAUUGGAGACAAAACAAACUGAAUUCUUCAAUCAGAGAAGAUGUGUUCGUCAGGGUAAUUUAAAUCCAAUUCAUUUAUUGUGUAUAUAAAUGAACUUCCGCCCAGAUACAGUCGUGAAGUGACUGUUUUAGGCUGAUGACCUGCUUAUUCUGUCGCCGACUGAACAAGGUCUACAACAACUGUUGGACAUAGUAGAAAAGUUCUGGCAGAUGUCAGGAGCACAAAUAUCAGUUUACCAUAAAUAACCAUAUCCUUGUAUAUAUAGUAUAGGUUAUACCUGCCUUGGUUUAACCACAACAGCAUCAGGGAGUUUCAACAUGUGUUUGUUGAAAUGUGAUUAUGAGACUGUAUAUUAUCAUAUAAUAAUUGUAAUGUUAUGUUAAUAUUGAUCUAAACAUUAUUGUGUACUAUUGUAUUUUGAUGCUUUGGUAACAUUGUUCUUUAUUUAACUUUCAUGUUUCAUUUCAAUAA